CCACACAGGAGAUACACGAGAAGGUGUUGAACGAGGCAGUAGGGGCCAUGAUGUACCACACCAUCACUCUGACCAGAGAGGACCUAGAGAAGUUCAAGGCUCUACGCAUCAUCAUCCGCAUCGGCAGCGGCUACGACAACAUCGACAUCAAGGCAGCCGGAGAGCUGGGCGUAGCAGUGUGUAACAUCCCGUCGGCUUGCGUAGAGGAGACAGCGGACUCCACCAUGUGUCACAUCCUCAACCUGUACCGACGAAACACCUGGUUGUACCAGGCUCUCCGGGAGGGCACGCGGGUCCAGAGCGUGGAGCAGAUCAGAGAGGUGGCGUCCGGAGCGGCACGCAUCCGUGGGGAGACACUGGGCCUUAUAGGCUUCG
This is a messenger RNA of Oncorhynchus tshawytscha (Chinook salmon), 375 nucleotides long. Its product is annotated as C-terminal-binding protein 2-like. The record is from RefSeq and is a predicted model, not a curated record. The transcript is spliced from 3 exons. NCBI's taxonomy places the organism in Eukaryota, Metazoa, Chordata, Actinopteri, Salmoniformes, Salmonidae. The annotation marks the transcript as partial. Gene Ontology annotation, molecular function: NAD binding; oxidoreductase activity, acting on the CH-OH group of donors, NAD or NADP as acceptor.